AUGUCUAGCGCACAGCCGCGUUUACUCGCCCUUUCCUAUGGUGACAUGACGACUGUUUGUCUAGUACGCAUAUAUUCCUCUUAUGUGGCUCAUAUCCAGCUCAAGACCCUUGAAAAUAGCUCACUGCUUUCAGUGUUGCUUCGUCUAUCCCGCAAAAGUGGGUUAUACCCAGAAUGUAUCAUUCUAAAAGACGUUGUACAUGAAGACAAUUGUGCUGUUGCCCCGGGGCACUUUGGGGAGGUUUGGAAAGGGAAGUUUCGCAAUCAACAAGUUUGUCUCAAGGUCGUCAAGAUCUAUAAGCAAUCUGAUGUUCAUCGCCUUUUGAAAGUUUUUGCUAAGGAAGCAAUUUUGUGGAGCCGGCUUUCACAUCAAAAUUUGCUUCCAUUUUAUGGCAUAUAUUAUCUCACAUAUGGUCACGGCCGAGUAUGUCUGGUCUCUCCAUGGAUGAAUAACGGAAACAUAAAGGAGUAUCUCCUCGAAAAUCCACAGGUGGAUCGUGUCCUCCUGGUGUCCGAUGUUGCCGCUGGAGUGUUGUACCUGCAUCAAAAAGUAAAAAUUGUUCAUGGAGAUUUAAAGGGGGUGAACAUUCUUGUAACAGAAUCCGGGAAAGCCUGUCUUGCAGACUUCGGUCUUUCUAAUCACGUUGAUGCUGAAAUACUAACGUGGACAUCCGAAAGUUCUGCAAAUACUGGUCGGACUGUUCGUUGGCAAGCUCCAGAAUUAUUCAAUCCGGAAAACGGGAAAUCCAAGUCAACAAAAGAGACUGAUGUUUAUGCCUUUUCUUGUGUAUGUUAUGAGAUCUUUACCUGUCAGGUUCCGUUUCAUGAGAUACCCCGGGACUUUACCGUCAUGAUGAAAGUCAUGGAGGGUAAACGUCCUUCUCGCCCGGCGAAGAAUAGCGUGCCUUUCGUUGAAUGGGGGCUCACAGACUCUAUGUGGAGGUUGAUGGAGCAGUGCUGGGAUCGAGAUCCGAAGAAUCGUCCUACGAUGAGCAGCAUUUCCAGGAAGGGCUUUCUUUCUUCGCUUGUUGACAAUAGACCCCCGGGAAAGGGGGAAGCUCUUUCGCCACCACAAUUCCGCGGAGCCAUGCAUGGAUUUUUAUAA
Molecule: messenger RNA, 1104 nt
Organism: Laccaria bicolor S238N-H82
Lineage: Eukaryota; Fungi; Basidiomycota; Agaricomycetes; Agaricales; Hydnangiaceae
Exons: 5
Coding region: 1-1104 (367 amino acids)
Biological process (GO): protein phosphorylation
Molecular function (GO): protein kinase activity; ATP binding
Source: RefSeq, a predicted model, not a curated record